Boeremia exigua is the source of this 1885-nucleotide messenger RNA. Its product is annotated as autophagy-related protein 17. The coding region runs from base 164 to 1663 and encodes 499 amino acids. NCBI's taxonomy places the organism in Eukaryota, Fungi, Ascomycota, Dothideomycetes, Pleosporales, Didymellaceae. Gene Ontology annotation, molecular function: molecular adaptor activity; protein kinase activator activity. Gene Ontology annotation, biological process: autophagy of mitochondrion; autophagy of peroxisome; autophagosome assembly. The record is from RefSeq and is a predicted model, not a curated record. Gene Ontology annotation, cellular component: phagophore assembly site; Atg1/ULK1 kinase complex. The transcript is spliced from 2 exons.
CACCCAUCAGGACGACCACUGUGCUGGGUCUGGACUUCUCGCCCGUAGAUCUAUGAUUAACUCUACUGCGUGACGAUGCUGUAUCUCGUCUUGUAGCUCUGUACUGACGUCUGGCCUACCAUCUGGCCUACCAUCUGCUUCACAGCGCCUUGUCGCUGCCUCCAUGGCAUCUCCGCGGUCGCCGGCAGCAUCAGCCACCAGCAGCGCCGGCUCAAGACGCUCCUUUGAACAGGACCGCGAUCGCCCUCAAACACUAGAGGAUCUCGUGAGCUACUUUGUCGCUGCAAAGCGAUCUCUUAACUCCCAGACAGUGCUCUGGCGCGCCAACGAGAUUGUGACAACCGCACGAGAACUGCUCGAAGAGAACGCAAUACUAGCAGCAAAGAAUGCAUCAAUACGGAAUAUCGUAGAACAGCAAGUGGACACGCUAGAAGCCGUCCGCCGUGGUGUAGAUGUUGUAGAGGCCGAGGUGCAAGCCGAGUUCAAGCAACUCUUGCACGAUGUCGACACCUCCUUCUCGGGUCUCAGCUCAACGCUCGCUGUAUUGCGUGAAACGCCUAUUGAGGCUGCACUCCAGCCACCUGGUACGCCGCAGAAGCAUCUCUACGACUUCAUCGACAGCACGACCGUCUCCAACCUGGAAGGCACCUUACGCGCCUGUAUAGACCGCUAUAACGACGUUCUGGCAACGAUGGGCGACAGCAACGACGCUUUCGAUACGUCUCUCGACAAUCUUCAUUCUUCGAUCGAAAACGUGCCAAUGACACCUGCGACCACCUCGAAUCCUAGCCCAAUACCGAGUCUAUACCGCGAUCUCGAAGGACACGCAAAGGAAGCCGCUCAGGCGUUCCAGGGCUUAGUGCAACACUACGACUUUUGCGUCACAGCGUUGCGGCACACAGAAGGUGGGUCAGCAGCUGCCACGCAAGCCACGGGCGAUGCGCCGUCUCAAUCUGGAGAUGAGUUCGCUGCCCCUCCAGAGCUCAUAAGUGAGGACGAACGCCAAGACAUGCUUGCUGUGCUGCAAAAGGAUGCCCACGAGGUCGAAGAGGUUGUUUCAGAGAUACGUGAGCGAGGAUCUGAGAUGACCUUUCUCUUGAACCAAAUCGAGAAUCACAUCAAUCUCCUUCGCAACGAGGCGGCGGCGCUUUCCAGCAUCUUGCAGAUGAUAGCACAAAUCACGGCUGAAGUCAGGUCACACAUCUUGACAUCACGCUCGUUCCAUGCGUCGUGGCUCGAUGAUACGCGACCUACACUUCUCAACGGCAUUGAGGAGUGGGAAAACCAGAGAGAGUUCUACGAGCGCUUUGACCUCGCGUACGCCGAACUACUAGUUGAGGUGUCUUCACGCCGGAGGAGGCAUGAGAAGGCAAAACGAAAAGCCGAAGAAGCUCAGAAAGAACUAGAUAGGCUGUUUGCUGAAGACGAGCGCGCGAGAGAGCAAUUUGCGCUUGCUCAAGGCGACUUUCUACCGCUGGAUAUCUGGCCCGGCCUCAGAGAUGCGCCGCGGGAGUACGAGGUUAGAGCUGUUCCUUCCAUCUUGCACAACGACGAGGACAAUGAAGGGCAGGUAGAGGCCAAAAGCUACGUUGUACAGAGCAUACCGCAACUCGGGAGAAAUGUGGUUGAGCGAGCAUUGACACGGGUGAAAAGAAGGAUGUAAGCCUGCCAAGUCUGCCCUCAGCGCUCUCACGUUGCCGGACUAAGGACGUGAGCCAAGUACACCAUACGACAGCGGAGUAGGGAAAUACUACAAAAAUCUAUAGAGACCUUUUUUGCCUACAAUACAGGUAAUUCUCAACUAGAUUUUUGCUUCAGAAAUGUUGUAGGAUCGAAGUAUCCAUUAGUGCAGCCAAUAGGCUUCUGAAUCACAACUGAAUGCCUC